Molecule: messenger RNA, 802 nt
Organism: Anneissia japonica
Lineage: Eukaryota; Metazoa; Echinodermata; Crinoidea; Comatulida; Comatulidae
Exons: 5
Source: RefSeq, a predicted model, not a curated record
UGACCCUGACCUUUCGACCUUUCGCCACAUUUUGAAAAUGUGUUAUCAAGCCAAAAAUGAUUCUUGGACCGCCCUGAACCAAUUUCUGAAGUCAAAUUCUCUGCCCCUUAAAGUGCAUACGAAACCUGGUCUUACUCCUAGGGUAUUAACAUUUGCGAAAUUUAUAUUUAAUUUUCAGGUUGAACAGUCAGAAGCAGAGAUAACCAAAGAAAAACCUAUAUCUCAGUACACGGGAUCAGUGACCAAUCAGCUUGUCCGACAUGAGAAAAUAUUAGAAAAUAUGGUUACCAAGAGUACUGGACCGAUGGAUGUAACUUGCAUAUGGGACUACGCCGGUCAGCUUGAUUAUUAUAUCACUCAUCGCUUUUUCCUUACAGAUGGGUCAUCGUACGGAGUAGUCUUUAGUUUGUUUGAUGAUUUGCAUAAAAUGGCAAAACCAAGAGAUUCCCAUAAAGUUAAUUUUUUUUUGCGAGUUUGGAGAGCAGCACCUUGGAGAAGGUCAAGGAGAUCGGAUGAAGAAUUAAAACACUUUGAGAUGACCAAUCUCCAAAUGAUCUUAUUUUUUAUAAGGUCAAUAUAUGAACACGCAGUACUGCUACAUGGCUCAAAGGAGACGUUGAUCAAUGGAGUGAUAGCAUCACCGCCGAUUAGUCUGAUUGGGACGCACAAGGACCUAUUAACAGGUACUGAUGCUGAGAAACUGACAAAGAUUACAGACAUAUUCAAGACAAUCUUUAAGGAAAUAGAAGGAACUCCAUAUGAGAGGCAUGUUGACCGCCAUAUGUAUGCUGUAGAUAACACU